UACUCAUGAGACACCCUGCAGUGUGUAGGGCACGGGCACCAUUCACUUCCUCUUUCAGCUCGGUUUCUUUCUCUUCUGUGAUCAUGGCUGCGCUCAAACACACCAGCCAUGUUUGCUAAUUUGAGACCCAAAGGUUAGCGAAUACCUGUUUACUAUUUACAUCGCCUGCACCAUCUUCAACCAUAUAUUUCUUCAGUCGGAGUGUCAGAGGCUUCAGUGCCUUUGAUAUCCAAGGAUAACAAGAUGGAAGCAAAUAAUCAUUUUAACUAUGGCCCACACUCGUCUGUGUCUGCAAACUCAGGACUGAAGCUUUCCUCAGGGGAGUCUCUCUAUACUAAUGGGUCCUCCAUGAGCUUCCCCCAGCAAGGGAAAAAUAUAAACGGCGACAUGAAUGUGAAUGGCAUCACUACUGCAAUUGGGACCAGCCAACCUGGCCCACACCCCACCUCGUCAUCGUACCCACACAUGACCAACCACCACCACCAGGGCAGCAUGGCCUACGACUAUCUGUGGGGCCAGCCCCAAUACAGCCCGGCGAUGUCGUCAGGGUCCACUCACGGCAUGCACCAAAAGCAGGGCUCCCCAGGGGUCCUGCAACAGAACCAGCACCACUUCCAGAGCCACGGACAGUAUCAGGUCAAUGGGGCCAUGGGGGCCUCCCACCAGACUCCUGUGGGUGGGGCACCUAACGUUAGCCUGGGGGCUGGACAGUACUGGAACAGGCCAACCCCAACACAGCAACAGGGAGGUGCAUCCAUGGCAAUGGGCUACAACUCCCAUAGUGUGUAUGGAGGCUACCAGAGCCAGGUGCACCCAGGCUUGUCGCCCGCCCAGCACCACCAGCAAUCAGCUAUGACACACCAAGGGCCUCCCACGCACCACCACCCCCACCAUCCACACCCGCACCACCCGCAUGCCCACCACCACGCGCAGCAGCAGCAGCACUAUGGCAUGGUGCCCAACGGGAUGCCCUACUACCAGCACCAGCCUCAGCAUCAACCCCAGCACCCACCUCUGCCUUCACCUCAGCCCCAGCACCCGUCUCAGCAUCAGCCCUUACCCUCGCCCCAGCCCCAACACCCAUCCACGCACCAACAGUUGGCAUCGCCCCAGCCCCAACACCCAUCUACGCACCAACAGUUGGCAUCGCCCCAGCCCCAACACCCACCCCAGCACCAACAACUAGCCUCGCCCCAGCCACAACACCCAACCCAGCACCAGACCUUACCCUCACCUCAACAUCCACCGCAACAUCAGACCCUGCCCUCACCUCAACACCCACCCCAGCACCAGACCUUACCCUCACCACAACACGUUUCCCAGCACCAGACCUUACCCUCACCACAACACGUUUCCCAGCAUCAGACCCUUCCCUCUCCACAGCACCCGGCCCAGCAACACCAACCACUCCCAUCCCCCCAACACGCCCCCCAGCCGACGUCUCAGAUGAUGCCUCCCACGUCCCAGAACUUCACCCCGCCCAGGGGGAGUCCUCAGCACCACCACUUGGGCCAUGGCGCCUCGGGCAGCCCCCUUCCCAUGCAGGUACCCAUGAUGUCUCCCUCGGCUAUACCUGACGGUGGUUCCCCGCAGAGCCGGGACAGCCCCCUGGGAAGCAGUGUGCCACUGCCUUCAGUCAUGCAAGGCCGUCUCGGUGAAGCGUACAAAGAGGUGGACAAAGGCUACAACGGGGUGGAGCGUGCAUCUGUUGCCCAGCGGCUUCCAAAAGCUGAGGGAUACCCGGCCAGGCCCUCAGGCCACCUCUUAGUGCCCACCAGUGAAUACUGCCAGCGCGUGCCACACGGGGGAUGGACGUGGAGCCGCUCCACAUGA
Alosa alosa (allis shad) is the source of this 1833-nucleotide messenger RNA. RefSeq names its product trithorax group protein osa-like. Lineage: Eukaryota; Metazoa; Chordata; Actinopteri; Clupeiformes; Clupeidae. The transcript has 4 exons. The record is from RefSeq and is a predicted model, not a curated record. Bases 244 to 1833 code for a protein of 529 amino acids.